GAAAAAGGGAAUUUAAUCUGAGAUAUAAUAAGAUUAGGAAAACAAAUAGAAAGUAUUAUAAUCUGAUGGAGAAGCCAUUAAAGUAAUUAACUACUCAUCAAUAAGUUUAAGUAUGUCCUGGAAAAAGCUCAAGUUGUUGGGCAGAGGUUCUUACGGUACGGUAUCUCUUGCCACGCCGUUAACCGAUUACUAUACAUUGUUUGCUGCAGUCAAAUCCGCCCAAGAUGAUCGGUCGUCUUCACUCCGAGCGGAAGCACAAAUAUUGCAUGCCCUCAGAGGGUCGGACUACGUGAUUCACUGCUUCGGAGAAGAUGUAAGCAUCGAAAACGGUAAAAAAACUUAUAACCUCUUCCUCGAGUAUGCUGCUGCUGGAACUUUGAAUGACUUGAUUCAUAAGUCGAAUACGGUGCUCGGAGAAGCAGACGCUGCGUACUAUGCUUUUCAAAUCUUAGUUGGGAUUUGUCAUGUUCAUCGUAAAGGAUUCAUCCAUUGCGAUCUAAAACCAGCUAAUAUACUUGUCUUUCCUGGCGGACAACACCGCCUUGCAAGCGUGAAAUUGGCUGAUUUUGGGGCAUCGUUGAGAUCUGAAACAAAAAGUUGUUGGGACACAUCAGUGAAGAAGCGUAGUCGCUGCAGAGGGACUCUACUAUACGCACCACCUGAAUCUGUAGUGUGUGGGAUUCAGGAUAAAGGUGUUGAUAUUUGGGCAUUUGGAUGCAUACUUGUAGAGAUGCUCACGGGAAAGCGGGUAUGGUCAGAAUGUAAAAACAAGAAAGAAUUAAAAUUGAAGAUUGAACACGAAAAACCAGAGAUACCAACUAAUAUAUCUAAUGAUGCGAAGCAUUUUCUGAGUAAGUGUUUGGACAGAGAUCAUAAUUGGCGAUGGAAUGCGGAGAUGCUACUUCAUCAUCCAUUCAUCACCAACUAUGUUAACAAGAAGAUGAUUAGUGAGUUGAUCGAGCGGCCUUUUGGUGAUAUUGCACGACUCAGACCAUUGGUUUCUAUGGAGAACUUAUUCACAACAACUACUUUCUAUUAUCAUCAUCAUAACUCCUCCUCCGACUUGAGAGGAUCGAGCAGUAUUAUUACAAGAUCCCCCGAGACUAAUAAUGAUAACGCAAGAGGUACAACGAUAGACCAGAUGAAUUUCAGAAACUUACAUAUAUAUAAAAUAGGGAAAAUGCACAAGUAUCCCCUCAACCUAUGCCCGAAAUUUUAGAGACACACUUAUAUUGUACUAAGGUCUUAUUACCUUAAACUUAUUUUAUAAGUAAUUUUCUACCCUUUUAAGCCUACAUGACACUAAUUUGAAGAGAGAGAAAAACCCAACCAGUAUUGGGCCAACAUAAUAGUGUCACGUAGGCCAAAAAGUGAUAGAAAAUUAUUAAUAAAAUAAGUUCAAGGGGUAAUGAGACCUUAAUAUAAUAUAAGUGUAUCUCUGAGAUU
This is a messenger RNA of Solanum lycopersicum (tomato), 1446 nucleotides long. RefSeq names its product mitogen-activated protein kinase kinase kinase 20-like. Gene Ontology annotation, biological process: protein phosphorylation; signal transduction. Gene Ontology annotation, molecular function: protein kinase activity; ATP binding. The record is from RefSeq and is a predicted model, not a curated record. Lineage: Eukaryota; Viridiplantae; Streptophyta; Magnoliopsida; Solanales; Solanaceae.